AAAAAGUGCCGGCAAUAUUUUUUGAUGAGCGUUUGCAUAGAAGCCCUCCGAAUAUUAGAUUAUGCCCAUGUAGUCCUCAGCCCGACCCCAUCUCUCUCAUCUUACCCGCACGCAGGUGACCUCGCUCGAGUCCCCUCUCACGCCCUUGCGAUGCCGCCGCCACCCACGGCUCCGACCGUCGCCGGCCGCCUCCUCCGCCGCGGGUCGCUGGCACAGCUCCGCUCGGGUCUUCUCCCUCAAUUUCUCGCCGCCGCGACGCUGCUGUCCUCCCGUGCGCGCCGCCACGGCAAACCCUAGCCGUGCGGCUCGUCUUCGCCGGCGUGGCCGCGUCCUCGCGCCUCCGGCUGCUUCCCUCCAACAACUACGGCUCCUCACGUUGUCUACGACCCGCUCCAACCUCCAGUACCAUGGCUGCUCCAAUUAUUCACUCACCGGUAGCACGACGGAACCUGCCUCAGACAUGUCAGAGGCCGGCGACCCCCUGGACUCCCUCCCGGCGGCGAUCCUCGCCGACGUCCUCGGCCGCGUCGCCGACACCGGGGACCUCGCGGCUUGCCGCCUCGCCUCGCGCGCGCUCCUCGCCGCCUCGUACCACUGCCCGCGGGUGAGCCUCAGCGCGGCCGCCCGCGCACGCCGCCGCCGCCGCGAGGGCGGGGGUGGGAACGGGGGAAACGCCUUCCGCGCGGCCGCCGCGAACUUCGCCUCGCUCAUCGGGCCGUACCUUCGGUCCCUCGCGGUCGACGCGUCCGACGGGCAUGAUUUCCCCGACGACGCAGUGUGGGUGGAGGAAGGGGAGUUCGACGAGGGCGACGACCUGCACCUCACCAGCGGGGAGUCCGUGGCGUCCUGGGCAGCCACUGCCGCUGGUCCCGCCCUCCGGGAGGUGGACAUCGCCGACUUCUGGCCGCAGUCGUGCUGGCGGAAGGCGGAGGCGCUGCCCGUCAUCUCCAACUUCUGUCAUAAUCUCGUUAAACUGAAGCUGAAAAAUGCAUGGCUAUCUGUUGCUGGGCUCAAGAUAAUGCCAAAUCUGACUCAUCUGGCACUUGAGUUCAUUAGAUUAGAUGACGAGGACCUCAGCGCACUGAAUAGAUGUUUCCCUUGCCUUGAGACUCUCAACCUUAUUGGAGUCGGAGGGCUUAAGGACCCGAAAAUUGACCUUCCCCAACUGAAGACUUGCUGCUGGGAGGUAUCAAAUAUUCCGCGGUCUCUAGCUAUCCACGCACCUAAAUUGGUUUAUCUCGAGUUAAAAUGUGUUCACCCGGAAAUCCUCAUUAAUUUGCAGUUGACAUAUGCACCUGCCGUAUGUGCAUUUGCCAAUAUAAGUAUAUUCACUUGAAUUCAUAUAGUCAGGAGCAGCAUGAUAUACAGUCUACAAACAACCUGAGAGCUAGCUAGGAAGACAGUAGACAAAGAAAGAGCUGAGGCAUUUGCCAACAGCCUUAUUCUCGGUUUCUUUUUCAAAGAGGCUAGAGCAAUUUGUGUAUAGGUUGUUCACUUGAAUUCGAAUAUCGCAUCUUGAAUUAUAUGGCAGUCAUAUAUCUUGGGUACAAAGGGUACUUGUGUACUUUUAUUAGCUCAGUGAUUUAAGUUUUGCGUAUCGCGUACGGUGCAGAGGGACAUAGGAGAGCAGUGACAGAGAUUUGUGGAGUCCAGUCCACUAAAUUCUUACGCUUCGAAGGAGGUAUAUGGCUUUAAAAACACCCUGCUUUGAUGUGUCAUCCAUAUCGAAGCAUGUAUUCAGCAGUGUCAAGGUGUCCCGUUCGAGGUGACACUCGCGCUUAGGUCAUCCAGCUACUCCCAUAGUUCAGCAUAUUUUGCAUCGUCAUGAACUUCCAUCAGAGUCAUUCAAUAAAGAUGUAAUCUGUGAUGCUU
Messenger RNA from Lolium perenne, 1872 nucleotides. RefSeq names its product F-box/LRR-repeat protein At4g29420. The record is from RefSeq and is a predicted model, not a curated record. Lineage: Eukaryota; Viridiplantae; Streptophyta; Magnoliopsida; Poales; Poaceae.